AUGGUUUUUCGUCUCUCGGCUUUCAGAGGAGCCACUUUGGACUUGGCCACUAUACCAUGUCAGGAUAAGGAUGCUCUGGCCGUAAAGACAGGAGGAAUUCGUUUUCAACGCAGUAAAGGCCAACACAUUCUCAAGAAUCCACUCCUUAUUCAAAGCAUCGUUGAAAAGGCUGGCGUAAAGUCUAUUGACACGGUUCUCGAAGUCGGUUCUGGCACAGGGAAUCUUACGAUGAAGUUGUUAGAAAGGGCCAGGAAAGUUUGUGCCUUCGAAUUGGAUCCCAGGAUGGUUGCUGAACUCCAGAAAAGGGUCCAGAAUACAAAGCUUGAGAUAACAGUUGGUGACGUAAUCAAGGCGAAAAAUUGGCCUAAGUUCGAUUUGUGUGUUGCCAAUUUGCCCUAUCAAAUCUCGUCCCCUUUCAUCGGUCGUUUGAUCACCGUUGAACAUCACUUCCGCGCCGCCGUUGUGAUGCUUCAGAAAGAGUUCGCUGAUCGGCUUCUAGCUCAGGCUGGCUCAAAAAUCUACUGUCGUCUUUCAGCUAACGCUCAAUUUCAUUUCAAAAUCGCCCAAUUAAUCAAAGUCAGCCGGAAUAGUUUUAAGCCGCCACCCCGCGUCGAUUCUUCCGUAAUUCGAAUCGAACCCCGUCACCCUAAACCGCCAGUUUCCUUCGCCGAAUGGGAUGGUCUUCUGCGCCUAGUUUUCCAUCGGAAGAACAAGACCAUCGCGUCAAAUCUUAAAAGCGACGCGAUUACAGCCUCCCUUCGCAAAAACUACCUUUCCCUUCUCCAGAAACAGAAUGAGGACUCUGGUGAAUCGUCUUCCCCGGAUCCCCCGGAAAUUGCUGAAGAGGGUUCAACCGGUUUAGAAGCGAUGCAUACGAAGGUCCGUCAAAUUCUUCAAAAAUCUGGAUUCCAGUCGUCCAGAGCUAGAAGUAUGGAUGAGGACGAUUUACUACGGCUACUGCUCGCUUUUCGAAAGGCGGGAGUCCCCUUCGCUUAG
Echinococcus granulosus is the source of this 996-nucleotide messenger RNA. RefSeq names its product putative dimethyladenosine transferase. The record is from RefSeq and is a predicted model, not a curated record. The transcript is spliced from 4 exons. The coding region runs from base 1 to 996 and encodes 331 amino acids. Gene Ontology annotation, biological process: rRNA methylation. Gene Ontology annotation, molecular function: rRNA (adenine-N6,N6-)-dimethyltransferase activity. Gene Ontology annotation, cellular component: mitochondrial matrix. NCBI's taxonomy places the organism in Eukaryota, Metazoa, Platyhelminthes, Cestoda, Cyclophyllidea, Taeniidae.